AUAGCAGCUUGCCUCAAUACAAGUGAACUGGAGCUGAAGCAGAGCCCUCUGUCCCUAUUGUGAAUUGCCAAAGAACAUGGCUGGAAAAAUCCAGGGUUUGAGUGAGGAAGAGAGGGAGCAUCUACUGCCCCUUCUACAGAAUGCCCAGUGGGUGGAGGUAGUGGGGAGGGACGCCAUCUACAAAGAAUUCAUCUUCAAAGACUUCAACCAGGCGUUUGGCUUCAUGUCCAGGGUGGCCCUGAAAGCUGAGAAGAUGGACCAUCACCCAGAGUGGUUUAACGUGUACAACAAGGUUCAGAUCACCUUGAGCACACAUGAUUGCGGGGGGCUCUCCCAGAGAGACAUCACUCUAGCCACCUUCAUCGACGAAGCAUCUAUCUUCUGACCUACUCGCGGCCUGCAGCCAUUCCAGACAAGUCAAUUCAAUGGUGGAACCCAGAGCCUAAAUGCACUAAAACAUUUUAUUCAGAAGACUAAUCUGGAACAGGAAAUUAUCAAACAGGAAAUCCCAAUUCAAAUGUAACUUUCAAAGGUCUGUUUCAAUUGACACUGGCUCCUUUUAAGGUGUAGAAUGAUGAAAAAAACCCACUUCUUUUAAAAAUGGAAAAUGCUUUCAAAACCAUGAGCCAGUUAACCAUAAGGACAUUCCUCCUUCUUUAGCUGGGUGGAAUCAGGUACUAUAAAACCAAAAGCAUUUAUGGUACGUAUGUAGAGCCAACUGAACUUUUGAAUUCCAGGCGAACAUGUAUACCUUAAUUUCUUCAUUCCAGUCUGUUUUUUGGUCAAUCCUGUGUACUAUUCCAGUAUACUAUUCCAGUAUUACCUGCCAGUUGUCUCAAAUUGAUUUCUUCUAUUUUUUUUAUUUUUUUUUAAACCAGAGUUUAUUUAUUUUAUUAAUCUGAUCUACAGACAAAUUAUGUCAGUAUUAGAAUAUUUUACCAAGCCCUGAAAUUAUUAGACUAUUAAUAAGGUUUAAUCACAAUGAGUUUCUCUCAAAACAAUUUACAAAAUGGAAUAUUUUUGGAUCAAUUGUUGUUUGGAAAGGAGUGUAGCUAUUACCAACAUAUGCUUACAAAAUGUGUUUCUUCAGGAAUAAUGGGCAGCAAACAAUUACACAAUAGCACAGGUAGCUACAAAGUCAUGCCAGUACAUGAAAACAUUUAAUUAUACAUUUCAAUGAACAAUGUUAACAUGUACAGUAUAAACGAGAACAGGAUCCAGGAGAACUUCAUGUCAUGAAGCCUUAUCCCUGAGCCUGGUUGAUACUAUAAUCUACAUUGUUCAGAGAUAAAAAAUAAAACAAUUAUGGGUUCCGUACA
Esox lucius (northern pike) is the source of this 1319-nucleotide messenger RNA. RefSeq names its product pterin-4 alpha-carbinolamine dehydratase/dimerization cofactor of hepatocyte nuclear factor 1 alpha (gene pcbd1). Lineage: Eukaryota; Metazoa; Chordata; Actinopteri; Esociformes; Esocidae. Gene Ontology annotation, molecular function: 4-alpha-hydroxytetrahydrobiopterin dehydratase activity. Gene Ontology annotation, biological process: tetrahydrobiopterin biosynthetic process. The record is from RefSeq and is marked provisional.